AUGCGCCUCCCCUACGUCCCCGACCCUCCCCCAGCCUCCACCCCCCAAGACGCCGCCAUCGUCCAGCGCAUCCGCGACCGGCGCGCCCCCCGCCCCCUGCAAGCCCUCGACCUCACCCUCCUGCACUCGCCCCCCGUGGCCGACGGCUGGAACUCCUUCCUCGGCGCCAUCCGCACCCGGACGUCCCUCGCCGCCGACGUGCGCGAGCUCGCCAUCUCCCGCGUCGCCGUCUGCAACAAGGCCUGGUACGAGUGGGCCCACCACGCGCCGCUCGCGGUCCAGGGCGGCGUCAGCGAGCAGGCCUUGGACGUUGGCUUGUUGAGCGAGAGGCAGUGGGCGGUGCUGGUGUAUGCGGACGAGAUGACGAGGAAUGUGCAGGUCAAGGAUGAGACGUUUGCGUUGCUGAAGGGGCUUUUCAAUGACCAGGAGGUUGUGGAGAUUACAGCGACAGUUGCUGCUUAUAACUGUGUGAGCAGAUUUCUGGUUGCUCUGGAUGUGGGUGAAAAGAAUGGCACUGGCCCAGAUGCUGCUCAUUGA
This is a messenger RNA of Trichoderma citrinoviride, 537 nucleotides long. RefSeq lists its product as hypothetical. Gene Ontology annotation, molecular function: peroxiredoxin activity. Bases 1 to 537 code for a protein of 178 amino acids. The transcript is spliced from 4 exons. The record is from RefSeq and is a predicted model, not a curated record. NCBI's taxonomy places the organism in Eukaryota, Fungi, Ascomycota, Sordariomycetes, Hypocreales, Hypocreaceae.